This is a messenger RNA of Nothobranchius furzeri (turquoise killifish), 4081 nucleotides long. RefSeq lists its product as uncharacterized. Lineage: Eukaryota; Metazoa; Chordata; Actinopteri; Cyprinodontiformes; Nothobranchiidae. Gene Ontology annotation, molecular function: guanylate cyclase activity; adenylate cyclase activity; peptide receptor activity. The record is from RefSeq and is a predicted model, not a curated record. Gene Ontology annotation, biological process: intracellular signal transduction; cGMP biosynthetic process; receptor guanylyl cyclase signaling pathway. Gene Ontology annotation, cellular component: plasma membrane.
UUACCAGCUUGUUGCAUUUAUUUUGAAAAUAAAACAAAGUUAUGAUAUUAAACGUGAGCUAGCUUUACAGAGGCGCACAAACAGCUGCAGGGGGAAAUAACACUCUGGCAACCUUCACGGCGGCUCCAAUAAAUGGAUGAGUGAAUGAAUCGAAUGAAGUGAUGACGAUUUUGAGUUUAAACCUGAUAUUAAUUACAGGACUUUAACCUUAAAUGUGCUACGUAUUUAUUUAUUUACUGUUCAAGAGAUGUCCUCUCAAAUAGCCUUCACAUCAAAUAAAACUCCAGGUGUCACGAGAGCACGUUGCUUUUUAACUUCUUAGAGAUUUUUAAAUGAAUGGUGUAAGCAUAUUAAGCCAUGUGUUCUCCUGGGUUUAAUCUUUAGGACGUUACCAUUUAAAACUAAGAGCGCUUCCGGUUCAGACAUACUUUCAAAAUAAAUCUCAAUGAGUUUCAAAUCAAUUUUUUUUUUUUUGUGUAGUAACCUGGUAGUAACAGGGGUACGCGUUGAAAAGUAAAACAAAUGUUUUAUUAUACAGAAUAAUAAAAAAACUUCUAAAAAUUUCAGCAGCAAAAAGAAAUAGUGAUUUCAACCAUUUUGGCCUGAAGCAUAAACCGAACAACUAUUUUAUUCCCAUAAAAACAUCCUGAUUAUAUUAUGAGUUUAAUAAACCAACCGGAUGUUGAAAGGCAGUCGGUGCUGGCAGACAGAAGUGGGACCGUCACCCACUGCCGACAAACAGUCUGAGGCGGUUCUGCUGCAGGUCGGUUCUGAUGUCAGCGCUGAAAAAGCAGCGAUCCCCAGGGACUUUGUCCUCGGCUUCCCUCAAACGGAGGUUCUUGCGGAGGAAGAGGAGAGUCGCACCGGGAGCGCAGAAGGAUGCGGACAGCGAGCUGUGCAGGUGCUCCAUAGUUCCUCUUUCUGGCUGCAGCAGGACGGUCCGGCGGAUUCUGACUGCCUGCACCCUCUCCUUGCUUGCUCUAUUCGGCUCCGUGUCUGUGGACCUCAGCUCCAACUUUGACCUUCUGCAUGCAACAGAGGCGGCUUAUGAUGAGCUGACGUCCUGCAGGACCAUAACCAUCCUGCACCUUGUCAGUAAACUUCAGCAGAUCAGACAUUUAUUAGCUAAAGACACGAACAAUGAGACUCUGGAGACCAGUUUUGCAGCUCUGGAUCAUCCCUGUGGAGACGUGGAGAAUCACUGUGACGGCCGUGGGCUUCCAUGCAGCACGUCUGGAUCUUGUCAGGAGACGACGGGGACCAUCAGAGAGCUUCUGAACAUGUCAUUAGAUGCUAACAGCAGAGGUCUGGCUCUGACCGAGGCCAUCCAGAGACUUCUCACCAUCUGGGGUUCAGUAGAAGACUCUCUGGUGAAAGCCAAACAGAACUCGAACUGGAGAGAUGUUCUGUCUGCAAGAGUUCUGCUGACCUUCAUAGAACUCAACCACCAGUUGAUGUUCUCCCACCUCAUGGUGCCUCCUUCUGGUUUCCAGCUCAGGUGGACUCACACCCUGAGUUACCUGAGCUUCUCCAGGCUCAUGGCAGAGCGACUCGACGACUGCUGGUUGGAGAACGUAGAGGUCCAGAUGAACUCCAGCCUGGAGGCUCAGGAUCCUCGUGUCUUUGACAUGAGUCGGUGGCAGAUGUCUAGAACAGGAAGUGGGCUGCUGUCUGGAUCUGGCCCAGGACUUCGGGUUCUGACAAACACUCAGCGCUGCCUGUUCAGCCGUGCGUCCUCGGCUCUCUGGCUGGCGUCUCGGUCCUUGUCAUCGAGCCUCAGUGUGAGGAUCUGCCUGCUGGCCGUGGCCUGCCUCAUCUACCCCGUCGGGAUGUUCUCCUUCAAGCAGAUGACGGAGUGGAUCCAAAACUAUGCCCAGAGCUUGAAGGAGAAGACAGAGGACCUGAAGCGCCAAAGGCAGCUGGCUGAAGAUCUGCUGCACCAGAUGUUACCAAAGUCAGUGGCCAAGCAGCUCAGGAAGCACAAGCAUGUGGAAGCAGAGAGCUACGAGAAGGUGACUAUUUUUUUCUCAGACAUCGUUGGCUUCACUUCGAUCUCCGCGUCCUGCACCCCCCUACAAGUGGUGGAGAUGCUCAACAACCUGUACAUGUGCUUCGACACUCGCAUCGAGUCCUACGAUGUCUACAAGGUGGAGACCAUCGGUGACGCCUACAUGGUGGUGAGCGGUCUUCCUGAGAGGAAUGGUGACCGACACGCCGACGAAAUUGCCAAGAUGGCGCUGGAUCUGCUGGCGGCAGUCAAACAGGUGGUCAUCCCUCACAUGCCAAAGGAGAGGCUGCAGCUCCGAGCCGGCAUUCACACGGGUCCGUGUGUGGCUGGGAUUGUGGGACACAAGAUGCCCAGAUACUGUUUGUUUGGAGACACGGUCAACACAGCCUCCAGGAUGGAGUCCACCAGCCUGCCUCAAAAAAUACACGCCAGCUCAGAAACGUACCUGGCUUUGAUCAAAGACAACGCCUACGAGCUGCAGCUACGCGGAGAGACCGAGGUCAAGGGUAAAGGCAAGAUGAACACAUACUGGCUGAUCGGCCACAAAGACUACGGCGUGCAGAACGACAGUCUGGUCUGCAACUGGAAUCCAAACAUGGCCAGAAAGAAAAAGAUGGCGGCCAACAGCCAGGUCUCCGUAGCAAACUCUUCUGGUACAGUCCUGAGCCUCAGUGACAACGCCACCACCCCGGUUUCUGCAGCGCUGAGCCAAACUCCACAGAUGCCUCGGGUGGAUAAACUGGGUCUGAGCGUGGCGGCUCAGAUGGAGCCGUACGGCGGCAGCUACGGCACCCUGGGCUCCAUGGUUGGGGGUCUGCAGGGAGGAGACGAGAGUCCUCUACCCAGUCAGCGUGGCGGUCUUAAACCGGACCUACUGCCUGGUUCAAACCAGCAAAUGUGACCAAACUAUCCUAUGAGCCAAGCAAAGACACAGAUUUAGGUUUGAUUUAGAGACAAUUUUCACCUUCUCAGUGUUGCUGUGUUUUUUAAUUUUGAAAUGUAUUUAAAUAAUCUAAUGGUUAGUCUGCAUUCUGUUGUAUGUAGCUGAAGCUUUUUGGUUUUAAAAUCUAAGCUGUGGUUAUUUGGAAAGUUACAUUUUUAUGUGUUUGACCCCAAAAACGGGAUCUUAAAGAGCAAGUCACCCCCAAAUCAACUUUUUUUCUGAUAAACUAUAUAAAUGUGUGUCUAAUCGUGCUGCAGACACGUGUCAUCAAUAGUUUUGCACUUUAGUGCAUUUUAGUUAAAAUUUUAAUUUUCUGCCUAAAACUGUCAGUGUUGUGCCGUUGUCAGGUAAAAACUCUGAACUGCAUUUGAAUUUAAAUUUGCCAUCGCUAUUGGCUAAGAGGUACCCUAGAACGUUAGCUGGUACCAUGUGAUGUCACAAUGUCGUUGUGAGCCUGUGUGUGUGUAUUUGUUAGCGGCUCCGCCCUCUCGGUCUGCUAGGCAACAGCAUUUGUUGCAUUUUUGAAACAGGAAGCGGGAGUGGAGUAAUACUGUGGUAGGGGGUGACUUGCUCUUUAAGUUAGUUCUGAACAAAGGUCUUGAUCCCCAGUUUGUCCCUUGUGACUGGUUGGGUCAUCCAGAGGAUCAUUUUUAGCUGUUUUCUCACGUUUCAACAACAUAUCAGACCUACUGAGAUCCUUGGAAACUUUGGGAUUAGAGAUACACGAAAGACUGACAGGUUAUUGAAACUGGCCAACUCAGAAGUCAGAGUUAUUUAUCCCUUGGUUCAUGACUGCACCCAAUGGUAAUCAAAUAUUUUUAUCAGAAAAGUAUUGUGUUAAUAAAAGUUCUUGGAGAUAAAUCAGGAUCAGAAGAUCAGAGCCGUUCAAGAAUCAGAAAUCGGUAUCGGCCUUUAAAACCAGAACUGGUGCAUUCUCGUCGGGUUUUGUCUUUUUGUAUUUCAAAUGUUUGUUGUUACUUUUAGACCUUUUAAUUAGUGUUCACUUCACCGUUGUGCUUGUAGAUUUACUUUUGUCCACUUGCUUUUACUUUACAGCAGCGUUCCUGCAGCUUUGGUUGUUUUUAAACUGCUGCACAAAUAAAACCGACAUGAAUGAAAACACUUGAAAA